This is a messenger RNA of Otolemur garnettii (small-eared galago), 4875 nucleotides long. It is a transcript of the gene MTMR10, whose product is annotated as myotubularin related protein 10. The record is from RefSeq and is a predicted model, not a curated record. The transcript is spliced from 16 exons. NCBI's taxonomy places the organism in Eukaryota, Metazoa, Chordata, Mammalia, Primates, Galagidae. Bases 115 to 2412 code for a protein of 765 amino acids.
CGGCGGCACACGGGGUCUGGGCGGCUACCCGGGCAGCUCUAAGUCCAGAGGAGUCGGGAGGCGGCAGCGCUGCUGCUGGCCGGCGACGGGUUGGGGGCCGAAGGCAGUGAGACCAUGUUCUCCCUCAAGCCGCCCAGACCCACCUUCAGGUCCUACCUCCUGCCGCCGCCUCAGACAGAUGAUAAAAUCAGUUCGGAACCGAAGAUUAAAAAACUGGAGCCAGUUCUUUUGCCAGGAGAAAUUGUCGUAAAUGAAGUCAAUUUUGUGAGAAAAUGCAUUGCAACAGACACAAGCCAGUACGAUUUAUGGGGAAAGCUGAUAUGCAGUAACUUCAAAAUCUCCUUUAUUACAGAAGACCCAAUGCCAUUACAGAAAUUUCAUUACAGAAAUCUUCUUCUUGGUGAACACGAUGUCCCUUUAACGUGUAUUGAGCAAAUUGUCACAGUAAAUGACCAGAAGAGGAAGCAGAAAGUCCUAGGCCCCAACCAGAAACUGAAGUUUAAUCCAACAGAGUUAAUUAUUUAUUGUAAAGAUUUUAGAAUUGUCAGAUUUCGCUUUGAUGAAUCAGGCCCUGAGAGUGCCAAAAAGGUAUGCCUUGCAAUAGCUCAUUAUUCCCAGCCAACAGACCUCCAGCUACUCUUUGCAUUUGAAUAUGUUGGGAAAAAAUACCACAAUUCAGCCAGCAAAAUAAACGGAAUCCCCUCAGGAGAUGGAGGAGGAGGCGGCAGCCCCAAAACUCCACUGUUUGAAACUUACUCAGAUUGGGACAGAGAAAUCAAGAGGACAGGAGCUUCCGGGUGGAGAGUUUGUUCUAUUAAUGAGGGUUACAUGAUAUCCACUUGCCUUCCAGAGUACUUUGUAGUGCCAAGUUCUUUAGCAGACCAAGAUCUAAAGACCUUUUCCCAUUCAUUUGUUGGAAGAAGGAUGCCAUUCUGGUGCUGGAGCCACUCAAACGGCAGUGCUCUUGUGCGGAUGGUCAUCAUCAAAGACAUGCUGCAGCAAAGGAAAAUCGACCAGAGGAUUUGUAAUGCAAUUACGAAAAGUCAUCCACAGAGAAGUGAUGUUUACAAAUCGGAUUUGGAUAAGAGCUUGCCUAAUAUUCAGGAAAUACAGACAGCAUUUGUAAAACUGAAGCAACUAUGCGUUAAUGAGCCUUUUGAAGAAACUGAAGAGAAAUGGUUAUCUACAUUGGAAAAUACUCGGUGGUUGGAAUAUGUAAGGGCAUUCCUCAGACAUUCAGCAGAACUUGUGUAUGUGCUAGAAAGCAAACAUCUCUCUGUAGUGCUGCAAGAGGAGGAGGGAAGAGACUUGAGCUGUUUUAUUGCUUCUCUUGUUCAAGUGAUGCUGGAUCCCUAUUUUAGGACAAUUACUGGAUUUCAAAGUCUGAUACAGAAGGAGUGGGUCAUGGCAGGCUAUCAGUUCCUAGACAGAUGCAACCAUUUAAAGAGAUCAGAGAAAGAGUCUCCCUUAUUUUUGCUAUUCUUGGAUGCCACCUGGCAGCUACUAGAACAGUAUCCAGCAGCUUUUGAGUUCUCAGAAACCUACUUAGCGGUCCUGUCUGACAGUACCCGGAUCUCACUAUUUGGCACCUUCCUGUUCAACUCUCCUCACCAGCGAGUGAAGCAAAGCACGGAAUUUGCUAUAAGCAAAAAUAUCCAAUUGGGUGAUGAAAAGGGGUUAAAAUUCCCCUCGGUUUGGGACUGGUCUCUACAAUUUACAGCAAAGGACCGUACCCUUUUCCAUAACCCCUUCUACAUUGGAAAGAGCUCACCUUGCAUACAGAAUGGCUCUGUGAAGUCUUUCAAACGGACAAAGAAAACCUAUAGCUCCACACUGAGAGGAAUGCCAUCUUCCUUAAAGAAUGGAAUCAUCAGUGACCAAGAAUUACUUCCUAGGAGAAAUUCGCUAAUAUUAAAACUAAAGCCAGAGCCUCUGCAGCAACCCAACAGCCAGAACAGUGACAUGGAGCAGUACGUCAGAGAGUGGUUCUCCAGACCAGCCGACCUGCAUGGGGUUAUUCUGCCACGUCUCUCUGGAACACACAUCAAACUGUGGAAACUGUGCUACUUCCGCUGGGUUCCCGAGGCUCAGAUCAACCUGGGUGGCUUCAUCACAGCCUUUCACAAGCUGUCGCUGCUGGCUGAUGAGGUGGACAUGCUCAGCCGGGCACUGCGGCAGCAGCGGAGUGGCCCCCUGGAGGCCUGCUGUGCUGAGCUGGGCCAGAGCAGGAUGUACUUCAGAGCCAGUAGCCCACACGACAUGGCAGGGACACCAGACUUCCUCUCCUCCUCAUUUCCAUUUUCUCCUGUAGGGAAUCUAUGCAGACGAAGCAUUUUAGGAACCCCAUUAAGCAAAUUUUUAAGUGGGGCCAAAAUAUGGUUAUCUACUGAGACACUAGCAAAUGAAGACUAAAGUGUAGUAUUUUCUGAACAGGGAAACUGUAAAUUUUUUAUUCUGGAUGAAAAUGGUUAACCUAGGCAUUUAAAGCUCUAACUUUACAUGAAAGAGUUAAUAGUUGAAAUUUGCACUAAUAUUUAAAAAUUGGUUGAAUCAUGCUUCCUUCACACUUUAGAAUAGAGAUGUAAAUUUUCUGUAUGUCCCUGUCAUUCUAAAUCUGGAUCAUUUUAGGUGAUUUGCAGGCAUUCUUAUUAACUGUGAUCAAACUAAUCAGGUUUUGUCUGCUACAUCUAUUUUGUCUGCAUCCAUUUUUCCGAAUACCUAUGGAAGGUUACUUGAUACCUGGUCAAAUUAGAGCCCAAAGAAGCAGACAACGUGAAAGUUAAGACAUCAUUUUGUAUUUUUCUAGAAACAUCUGAUAAACCCUUAACAGGCAUUAUUAGUAAGUAUUCAUGUAUUUUUCUGGUCACUUUCUGUCAUCUCUAAUUGAAACUCUUCUGAUGAAGGAUUAGUGCUCUGAGGCCAGAAUUUACUAUCUUAGAUCACCUUGUUUGGGACCUUAGCCCACUGUGUUUUGAAAUCAUAAGUUUGCUUUUAACUUCAUAGGACUAACUAAAUGAUAUGCAUUAUUAAUUUUAAAGCAUUCACCUUAGAUAAUUAAACCUAGAAGUGCCUUCCACGUUAAUGUUAAAGUAUGAAUAUCACAGAGGAAGAUAGAUUUUCACUUUUUAAAAUUCGGGUGUUAAACUCCACUGCAUAUUGGAAAUACAUUUUGCAUACAAUGCUUAAUAGCCAGGCGUCCUGAAAGCCACUGAGGACCUGGGCCUGGGGGGGAUGCUUCUCAGCCCAUUUUGCAUGCAGUGGCAGCCACAGCCAGGGCUACAGCCAGGCGUGUUUUCUGCAGGGACACUGGUCCUCAGAAACAGGGCUUGCUUAGAGGGAGGAAUUUGGGUUUUCCUGUCAGUAUUCCCGGUGUGAAAGUUGUUAGCAGUUCCCAGUUGGAGAAACUUAAUGAGGUCACAAGUCGGGCACCUGUGCACAAAUCCAUCUUCCUCUCAAAGCUCGUAAUGUUCUCGGAAUGGAGAACAGGAGAAAUAAAAACAGACUUCUCUCAAAAUACUGCCAUUUUAAGAAAUAUGACAAACGUUCCUUCCACCCCUGGCUUUUGACAACAAUGUUAAGAGGAGACUGAGAAGCAGACAAAAAGUUUUUCUUGAUGUAAAACGCCCUCAUUUCCAAGCCUACCCAAGCUCUAAGGUCAAAGCUGAAGUUCCCCCGGCCGUGACAUUUCAUACCUCCCUCCACACCCCCCACACACACCCUUCCCUGUUUAAAACGGAUAUUUUCAAACUUGACGGUUAAGAGUUUCUUAAACUAUAAUCUUAAGGUUUUGAAAUUUUUUAUAGUAAAAUGUCUAGUUAGCUUCUUUUUCUAAAACAAGUUUUUUCAACAUAGUUUUUUAUCUUUGUACUGAAUAACUGUUUCUAUUUGAAUUAUUUGCCUCUUAAAAAUUGUUUCUGAAAUUCAUCUUGUGAACAAACCCAAUGUUUUUGCCAACUUCUUGCAUAGAAAAUAAGGGCUAUUUUCAGUUUCAUAAACAUUUUCUAGUCUUUGAAUGGUAACUAGCCCUAAAACACCACAGCAUAUCCUGCCAUUGAAAGUGUAAUAAUUCUCCCUUUUUCAUUAACCAGCUUUUUAUCAAAUUGUUCUAAAUUUGUUUUUUGGAUGGAGCAUUUUUCUCUACAUGACUUUCUUGCCUCAGACAUGUAUUUCAACUCCUUUAGUAAUUUUUUGUUAAUUUACAAGUUUAAAAAGGACUAGGUACUACUAUUAAUACUAUUUUAAACAGAAAAAUGCGUAUUUUUGUAUGAUCAAAUGUAGGAAAAUGUGUCUUUUGUUUUCUUCUUGCUGGACAGUUGUUAUAUGAUUAUUGUGCUACAGGUACUAUGCAGAAUAUGAAAAACAACUUUAACAGCCUUAAGUUAGGCCAUUGCUAAGCUGCUUGGCACUUCUGCUGCCAGAAGGGACACGGGUGGCAGCAGCGGUGAGGGUGUAUAGGUGCACCAGAGAGAGUUCAGCACGCGCUGCGGCACAGCCCUGCCGGGGCCUGCACUCACAGGAAGCCAUGCAGAUGCCGGUGGGUGGCACAGACUUGCUGGUGCUGAACGUAAACAUGUAUAGUGUCUUACUGUUAUUUUAUGAUGGAAGCCUAGUGUAAAACCAAAAUGUCUAACUUUAUUUAAGGAAAAGAUACUAAUUUUUACUAACAGGGUGAAAACUAUUGAUAUCCUUCAACAAAAUCUGCUUCUUGUAGCAGUAACCUCAAGUAGUUGAAACUUGAUUUUGAGAGAAAACUAAAACCUUUGUGCCUAAAGCUAAUGACUUGAGUUCAGGUGGUAUGAACAGGAAGAUGUGAGAUCUUGUUCAACAGUAAUGAAUGUGAAGGAAAUUUUGACUGCUAAAUAAAAUUUUCACAGC